UCUACUUAUGAGGCAACCUGCUACCAGGCCAUAAGGCAGCUGUCGGCUUUACACGCACGAACCUUGUAGGUGGUCGUCAAGCUGUGAGCAAGCAGAAUAUGAACUCUUCCUCUGUGGCGCUGGUGGUGGUGGUUCGAGUGAGCGUCACAUUUGCUGCUUGUGUUUUUUUAAAGAGCCAGCCGCCAGGCAGCAUGGGAGGGGCCCUCCUUUGCUGAGGCGCAGCAGCAGCAGCAGCAGCACUGUGGGUAACUACAGCACAGCUCUGCUCUCUCUGCGCUAUCACAGUGAGUCAGCUGAGUUGCCGGGAUCACAGGCGCCGGUGAGUGAGUGAAUGAAUGAGAGAGGGGACCCUGCAGGGUUUGGAUACAGAAAGGCGAAGGUGCGACUCUGGAGAUGCGCGGAGCUGAGACACUGACAUGGAAACAGUGAAGUGAUCGGAGCAAGCUUGUUGACGCAUAAUCCCGCCCGCCCCGCUGGCACUGGGAGGGGGGCAAAUCUCGCCUGCCUAAACUCAAAUCCUCCACAAGAGAUUUACGGAGUGCGCUGCUUCUGCUGCUGCUGCGAGUUCAGCCACCUUCAAGAAGACAUUUCUUUCAUUUUGGCUCUACAGGCGCUCUGUGGUGAUAAUGAGCAUAUUUUUGGGAGAUCCACAUGUCUGUGAAGCAAGAGGACCUCAUGCGCUAUCAUAAUUAGGGUAUUAAAUCCACUGUUGGAAUCGGCACUGUCACUGCGUCGCGGACGGUGGGCGGUUGGAUGCGCCCUGAGGUGUGGACAGGACCUGCCCGCACAUCACCAUCAUCAUCACCAUCAUCAUUAUCAUCAGCAUCCUCAUCAUCACAGGCAUUUGAUCGUGAUUGUGUUGAUUACACCGGAGAUCUGGAGCCAUGACAGGCCCCCCGCUGGUCCCACAGCCCGCCUGCUGACGGUACCGGGCAGGAUGGGAGCAGGUCUGCCGCGUUCAGGAUCCCGAACCAGUCGAUUUAUCAAUGGAGGAGGAGAGUGACACCCGGAAAAUCAACAACAGCUUCCUUCGCGACCACAACUAUGCAACCGAAGCUGACAUUAUCUCAACGGUUGAGUUUAACUCAUCGGGGGAGCUGUUGGCCACCGGGGAUAAAGGAGGCAGAGUGGUUGUCUUCCAGAGGGAGCAGGAGAGUAAGAGCCAGCCCCAACGUCGAGGGGAGUACAAUGUUUACAGCACAUUCCAGAGCCACGAGCCCGAGUUUGACUACCUGAAGAGUUUGGAGAUUGAGGAGAAGAUCAACAAGAUCAAAUGGCUUCCUCAGCAGAACGCCGCCUACUUUCUGCUCUCCACCAACGACAAGACGGUGAAGCUGUGGAAAAUCAGCGAAAGAGACAAGCGUCCGGAGGGCUACAACCUGAAGGAUGACGAUGGACGGAUCAGAGACCCGUCGACCAUCACCACGCUACGGGUGCCGGUGCUGCAGCCUAUGGACUUGAUGGUUGAGGCUACAGCCAGGCGGGUAUUCAGUAAUGCCCACACCUACCACAUCAACUCCAUCUCUGUCAACUCCGACCUUCAGACGUACAUCUCCACCGACGACCUCAGGGUCAACCUGUGGAACCUGGAGAUCACCGAUCGCAGCUUCAACAUCGUGGACAUUAAGCCAGCCAACAUGGAGGAGCUGACGGAGGUGAUCACCUCAGCAGAGUUUCAUCCCCAGCAGUGUCACACCUUUGCCUACAGCAGCAGCAAAGGCUCAAUACGCCUCUGUGACAUGAGAGAGGCCGCGCUCUGCGACAAACACUGCAAAUACUUUGAGGAGCCCGAGGAUCCCUCCACUCGCUCCUUUUUCUCUGAAAUCAUCUCAUCCAUCUCUGAUGUGAAGUUCAGCCACAACGGGCGCUACCUGAUGACAAGGGACUACCUCACUGUCAAGGUGUGGGAUCUUCAAAUGGAGAACAAACCGCUGGAGACGUACCAGGUCCAUGACUAUUUACGUGGAAAACUUUGUUCUCUGUAUGAGAAUGACUGCAUCUUUGACAAGUUUGAGUGUGUCUGGAAUGGAUCAGACAGUGUCAUAAUGACCGGCUCCUACAACAAUUUCUUCCGAAUGUUUGACCGAAACACCAAACGUGACGUCACACUGGAGGCGUCCAGGGAGAACAGCAAACCCAGAGCCAUUCUCAAGCCUCGCAAGGUGUGUGUGGGUGGGAAACGCCGUAAGGACGAGAUCAGUGUGGACAGCCUAGACUUCAGCAAGAAGAUCCUUCACACUACGUGGCACCCUCAUGAGAACAUCAUUGCUGUAGCGGCCACCAACAACCUCUACAUCUUUCAAGACAAAGUCAACUAAAGGGCAAUCUGCCCAUGCUGACCCCUGACCCCCACAUGCAAAGGGGCUGCAGGGAGAGCUAGAGUUGGAGAAAGAGAGAGAUGAAGCCGGUAUCUACAUCCUUCUCCUCCUCUCCCUAUGUCUUGUUGCUGCUGGUCUUGAAAUUUGCCGCUCUGCUGGGGGAGGUGAAGAGAAGAGUGUCCAGUGACUGAACUGCGGACGAAUUUUGGGAAGCAGGAAAUUGAAACAACCUGGAUACCGCGCAAGGAAAAAGGUUCCUUGAAAUCAAGAAUGGACUUUCAUUCUUCAGUUUGACUUCUAAUUUAAUUUAUUUAGCCAUGUGGACACCUGGAGAAGUGAAUCCCAUGCAACAAGAGGAUUGCUGCAUGAGUGACAUGAUGUAGCAGCCGUCCGGACCCUGCAGGAAGGGGCUGGAUGUGGGUACACUGAACACAAAGUAGAGCACACAGACAGAAACCUUGCUUACAUGAUGGUGGCUCAUUGUCAUGUAGCAACAGUGCCCCCUCUCUGCCACUCUGCUCAUGCUCCAGUGCAUGUGAUCAACCCUGCGGCCUCUAACUGAGGCGGCGUUUCAGGCAGUGCGACCUGCUGCAGAAAUCCUACAAAAAGAGGAAGAGACUGUUAAUCUCUGACCCCAGAAACUGAGAGGUCUCUCUGCCUGUGACACAAACGUGGUCAGUCUUUCUAGUACCGAUUCUGUGUCUCCCUGGGGAGACUGCUGUAGUCUGUAAUGUGAAUGAAGCCCUUCCAGGCUGUGUCAAUGGUUUUAUUUAAUGCUGUUGUUUUAUUGAGUCCUUCGCUCGGUCAAUGAGUCUGUUUAGAAGCUGUGGUGCCUUCUUUUGGUAUGUGGGGGUUUGAUGUAGUGGGAGCGGGAGGGGGGAGGGGACUGAGUACAAGGCAGGAGUGUGAAUGUUUCAAAUGAAAUGUUAACUUAGAAAUUUUUCUUUUGAUUUAUUUUUUCUCUUUCUCUUUAAAGAAAAACAAAAAAGCUCCACUGACGUCCCAAGUGGAAAAAAAGUGCUUGAAGCGAUGUAGUCAUGAUUACAUUAUAGCACCGGCUACUUUGCUUGUGAGUUCCGGGGAGGACGCUGUGAUAUGUACAAAGUAAUUGUUGCUCUUAUCACAUUGCAGUCAGUCUGAUGUCAUCAGUUUGCAAGAGACACGACAAAGCCACAUUAAAUUUUGUUUUGCAAAAUCCCUGUUGGACAAAAAAACCCCUCCUUUUUACCUUAUUUGGAUUGUACUGAAAAUGAUCUGUAGAUGGUAGAACCGUAAACUUUUCAUGUCGAAUUAUUGAACUUGAGAUUUCUUGGCGUAACAUAAUGCUAGCAUAGCUCUUUUUGCAUGCGUUGGAUCUGAUUCUGAUGAAACCGACAGCCUGCAUAUAGAUAUCUGAACAUCUACAGAUCAUCUGAGGCACUAUGCAAGUAAAAUAUUUGGCUUUCUCCAGAAGUAGCGAGUUUUAAAAGAAGGUUUGAUUUAAGAUUGCUGCAGUGCCUGUCCACGUUCCUUGUCUUGUGGAAGAUGGGUGACGCGGAGCAGUAGCAGGUUCGUAUUUUGGCGCACGGCUUUGACCGGUUUGGAGGCCCUCAUUUGUGUCAGAUUUGUUUUAAGAGCCAACUCCCUUAAAGAAAACCAGUCAAAGGUCUAAAUGAACUCUGUGAAAUCAGGGAAUUAUUAAGUGUGAUUCCGUUCAACAGUAAUGUCUUCUAAACAACCUCCUUUGUGACACUUCUAAUUGAAACAAAAAAAAAACUUUUAUAGCUCAGAAUGUAUUGAAAUGCAAUUAAUUACCAUGCAGUCUUUAUGCUUACUGGACUUUCUUUGAAUAAAAAAGAAUAAAGAUGUGCAAGUUCAAACCCUG
Epinephelus lanceolatus (giant grouper) is the source of this 4182-nucleotide messenger RNA. RefSeq names its product protein phosphatase 2, regulatory subunit B, beta a (gene ppp2r2ba). The record is from RefSeq and is a predicted model, not a curated record. Lineage: Eukaryota; Metazoa; Chordata; Actinopteri; Perciformes; Serranidae. Gene Ontology annotation, cellular component: protein phosphatase type 2A complex. Gene Ontology annotation, molecular function: protein binding; protein phosphatase regulator activity.